AUGUCGGAAAGCAAGCCACCGGCAGCUGCUUCUGCAGCCUCGCAGCAAGAGAAGAGCCUCGAGCCCGAAGAGGCGGUCAAGUUGCUGAACCAGGGAAAUGAUUCGAACUCCAACAAUGGCGGCGGCAGCGGCCAGGCGGUGGUCAACCUGCCAAACGUCACCAGCAGCGGCUCCAGCGGCGUGGGCAUGUCGAAGAAGGAGCUGAUGAAGUACGCGAACGACCCCUUCUGGGUGCGCCUGCGCACCUUUCUCUUCGUCCUCUUCUGGGUCGUCUGGGUGGCGAUGCUCGUCGGCGCCGUCCUCAUCAUCGCCCUCGCGCCGGGCUGCCCGGCCACCGCAUCGCUGCCCUGGUGGAAGAAGUGCGCCCUCGCCCGCGUCGAGGUGAAGCUGCCCACCGGCACCGGCGCCACGCCCAAGGAGGUGCUCACCUCGGCCACGGCUCAGCUGCGCAAGCUCGAGGGCGGCCUGAAGGCGCUGAAGGAGGCCAACCUCGACGCCCUCAUCGUCUCCGGCCUGGACGCCUUCUUCCUCGACCCGACGCUGCAUGGAAGCGAAAAUGGCACCGAGGAGGUCCUCGAGAAGUUCCGCGACGCGCUCACCUCCCUCAACGCGGCCGUCCACGGCGACGAGGUGAAGGCGAAGAUUCUCUACGCGCUCACCCUCGACCAGACCUCGGUGGGCCAUGAGUGGCACCGCCAGUCGGCGGACGAUGUGAAGGCGAAGAUUUCCGGUGGAGGAGGGGAACUCUCCCAGAACUCCAGCACCUCCUCCUCCUCCUCCUCCACUGCCGGCCACUACCUCUGGCGAAAGGCGCUCCUCUCUGGCACCGACCUGAUCUGGAAGUUCAACGUCGACAACCGCCUCUACUUUGGCACCCGCUCCACCGACCAGGUGGCCGCCCUCAACUACGGCGACGCGGCGCUGAAGGAGAAGAUGCGCGCGCUGGUGCUGAGCUGGGUCCGCUCCAAGGUGGACGGCAUCCAGGUGGACGGCGACUUCUACGUCGACCCGUCCGCCUCCGUGGACGACUCCUCGGCGCGAACCUUCGCCUCGGCGGAGACGCUGGCCGAGGUUCGGAAGUGGAUCAAGUCGGGCGGCGAGAACAAGGCGCUGCUGGUCAGCGGCAGCAGCCUGACGGGCGGCCUCCUGAAGUCGCACACCGAGGCGAACUACUUUGAGCUGGCGCCAGAGAGUGAACUGUGGUCGCUGCUCUCUGCCUCGGGCGACAACCUCCUGCCCGCCCUGAAGAAGCUCUUCACCGACUACCAGGAGGCGGACAAGGCGGAGGCGGAAGCUGCGGCCGCAGCGGUGGCGGCGGCCAACAAAACCACCGACGGAACUCCCGCCGCACCUUCCGCCGCCGAGGUGAAGGCGAAGAUUGGCCUCGGCUGGCGCUCCUUCACCGUCGACUACCCCGCCAACAAGGGCAACCGCAUCAGCGUCCACAGCGGCCUGACGAUGGCCGAGGCCGUCCUCACCGCCCUCCACCUCCUGCCCAAGUCGAACCCGAUCAUCGUGACGGAGGCGAGCGCCGACACCUCCGCCUCGCCCACCUCCACCGCCGUCGACUCGCUGGCCCACCUGGGUCGAAAUCGCCUGCUGGCCGAUCUGACCCGCCUCCGUCGCGAGCAGUCCGAGUCCUUCAUGCUGGGCAGCACCAUCCUCCCCGAGGUGAUGACCCACAACGGCAAGGGCGAGGUGCUGGCCGUCACCCGUGUCUACAAGCAGAAGAACGCCUACCUGCUGGUGAUCAACUUUGCCUCCACCUCGCAGGAGUUUGAGGUGAAGGGCGGCGCCGGGGUGGGCUUCGACCGGGAGGUGAGCGUCGCCAGGGUGGUCCUCGCCGACAGCCAGAACCUGAGCAUCGUCGGCAAAGAGGUGGACAUUGCCAAGCUGAAGCUGGAGCCGAAGAGCUUCCUCCUGGUGGAGCUGGCGCCCAGGGACUAA
This is a messenger RNA of Rhagoletis zephyria (snowberry fruit fly), 1947 nucleotides long. The record is from RefSeq and is a predicted model, not a curated record. Lineage: Eukaryota; Metazoa; Arthropoda; Insecta; Diptera; Tephritidae.